Molecule: messenger RNA, 5127 nt
Organism: Cladocopium goreaui
Lineage: Eukaryota; Dinophyceae; Suessiales; Symbiodiniaceae
Source: the annotation of a GenBank genome assembly
GAAAUUGCCCAGCUGUGGUUGCAACAUCGAGAUGAUCCACGGUGGCAGUUGAUCUUCGUCAUGAUGGGAUUGCAAGAUGAGGUGCCUGAGCAGAAAAAGUUGCCGGACAAACAAGCCCCAGGAGUCUGUGAAUCUGGUGCCCAGCCAGCCUCAGCUGCAGCAGGGGUCAGUGGAUGUGAGUCAAGUGGAUCUGGUGCCAAGCCAGCCUCAGCUGCAGCAGGGGUCAGUGGAUGUGAGUCAAGUGGAUCUGGUGCCAAGCCAGCCUCAGCUGCCCAACCGGCUCCAGCACCCAAGCCAUCUGCUGAUGGGGCAGGACCCAGUGGAUCGCAGCCAGCAACAAGUGCAGAUCCGUCGACACCACCGAAGAAGAAGAAAGCCGACCCUUCUUCACCAGCAACACCUGCAAAAGGUAAGGGUCCCAAACGAGUGAAAGGUUGCAGAGGAGUUCAGUUUGGGCAGCCGCAGGAAGUGGACACGAAGUUGAGAGGGGCCAAGAGACGGAACCUUGGAUCCUUGGUGCAGAUAGAUUCAGAGCCUCCCACAGAUGGCGCACCUGGUUCCAAAGAUGGUGCACAUGAGUUAGAUGUUGGGCAACUUCCACUGGAAGAUGGUGAUAUGGAAGAGGAUGAGGAGGAGAUGAACAGAGGAAUCACCAGGAGGUCUCACAAAAGAACUUGCUGGAAGAAAGGGAAAAGUGAGAGUCAGAAGUACAUUCAAGCUGUCAAGAUGUACUUGACCGACAUUGGCAUCACAUGGCCGCUCUUCCAGCGCGUGCACAGCAGGUUUGCGCCAAUGAAGAAAACCAGUAGAUGUGGAGAAGGUGGUUUUGUUCGUUUGCAAGCCAAGCUACUUGCAAAAGAGAAGUUGGAAUGCGAGGGAUGCAAGUCCAUGUUGGCCAACCACAAGUUCAGUCAUGAAGAUUUGAAAGAAGCCACUGAGCAAGUUCUUGCCGGACAGAGGGAUCCAAAGGACAGGUUCAAGGAGGCAGUUGACAAUGAAGGCAAGGAACCAACGAUCAGCAAAAAGAGGAAGGGAGCCAGAAAGAACCAAAAGGGAGAUGAGCAGGAUGGGGAGGAAUCUGAAGACAAUGGCCCAGAAGCAUGCAUGAAAUUCCUCAAGCAGUUCGAGCCUUGGAUCCAGCUUCUUCCUGCAGGAUCUUUUGGAAAAAAGCAGCCAUAUCGAUGCAUCGCAUGCACCAGCCGCAGUCAACCACAAGGACGUGUGGGAGACUUGGUUGAGAUGAGACUUGGUUCCGUGAAGCACUUCUUGACUCAGCAUACCGGAUGUCCUACUCACGACAGGAAUGUCAAGAAGAUGCAAAGAGUGGAACUUGUCAAAGAGAAGCAGAAGGUUGACUGCCAAGGCUUAUCCAUCGAAGAUGCAGAGACUGCAGGGAGACUUUGGGUCUAUCGCAAUGAAUUUGCUCUUUGGGCGUCGGUGGCCAACUUCAAGUCGUGUGCCCGACACACAUACUUCCAUGAUGCCAAUGCUGGAACAUGGAUUGUCAAAUCCUCUGAUUGUGAGAAGCAGACGCUUGAAAGCGAAGAAAUGGAAAGGCAUGUUUGCUCAGCUUGUCUUGCCUUGGGAGCUGCACAUAGUGUUGUGCGCUCUCCAAUCCGGUUCACACGAAAGUACUAUGCAGCUCAACUACUCAGUGCCCGGAUGUUUCAGAAUGAGGCAGGAGUGGAUGACGUCCUUGCUGAGAUCAAAAGCACCACCCUCUACAAGCAGAAUGACACAAAGCUCAAGGAAAUCAUGCAACUGGAGACACACCGGCUGCAGCAAUGGGUCAGACUCAGCUGUGCAUCUGAUGGUGGAGGAACCGACCGCUACAAGCUCUUCAUGUCCACAGUUGUGAAGCCAACUUUGGGCAUCAAUGUUGGGAACAUUCCUUCCAAUUUGCAAGACACCGUUGCUCGUUUUACAGCGAUUCUGCGAGGAAGUGAGGCUGGAGAGGAAGAUGUCAUCCGCUUGAAGGUGGCCUGUAGUGCCAUAAAGGGUGACUUAUCCAGGCACCCGCUUAUCUGCGGACUGACACUCCAAUGCUCCAGGAUGAUGGAGAAAGCCUCUCGUGGAAUCUGGUGCAUGACUGGAAGGCGGAGCAAUUGCUCCGAGCGGGAGGCUGCACUGGUAGCCGAUGCCGGGCAACAGCUGGCAAUGGCCUGUGGCAACCAUAUCCUUGCAAAGGAGUUCGGCAUUUCAUCGAGACUAUGCAAGGUCCACGUCGAGGAUUUGAAUGCCCAGAGCUUGCCCACCCCUUCACUUGCAGUGCGGCAUCCAGAAGUUCUCAAAGAGAACUUCAUUCUCUGCGACCAACGAUUUCCAAAGCCAGAAUCUGCUCCACAGCGUCGCUUGAUGAUGGCGUUUGACUCUACGUAUUUGACCACAACCCUGGCCCAAAUGCAACUCCACAAUUCAGUGGGCCUGGUGGGCGGAGUAUGGGGUCCGGAUGGCAUGGACCAAAGCUUCUUGAAUCUUGAUGACGAUAUCGAUGUGGGCAAGGUGGUCAAAGCAUCAUCGCUGCUUGAGGCUGUAGUAUGGGACCCAGCAGCUUUGAGGAAAAUUCCUCUGAGUGUGUGCUGUGUUCCAGUGGAAACGAAUUUCACAGGACCGGGAAGCACCUUGCGUGGCUCGUACUUUAUGUUGGAAUUGAUGGGAAAAAUCCUUCAAGAAAGUGGAAACCUGCUUAGUGCAGUCACAUUUGAUGCUCAUGGAUCCCACUCUCUGAUCCGACGAAUUUUGCAUGGGCAGCUGAGCGAUGUGAACUUGGACGACGUGAAGAAAAUGACUUUUUGGAAGGAUCUCACCUUUGAGCCACUCCUGCAUGAUCUUCCCCGACUCCCAAUCCAGAAGUGCGUGCACAAGGGGGAGCCAUUCUUUGGAAUCCCAGGAGUCUGUCAUGCCAACAAAAACACAGGCGGACAACUGCUGUCGUGGCUGAGAACGUGUUACUUCGGACUUUAUUGGGCUGACAUGACUCAGUCCAGAGAACACGGCAUGCCACCUUCCGUCCUGGGAAGGGAGAAUGCCAUGUCUGAUAAGUGCCAGGCAGUUCUCUCGAACCCAUUUUAUUUGGAUUGCCCGCUUGGAUCUAUGGAGACCCCAUGGGCAUUGAGAGGAGCUUUGCUCCACAAUGUUUGCGUUGCAAUGUGCGUCAGUUCUCUACUCCAUCGCAACAUGACGCUUCAAGAUCGGGCAGAAGCCGGGCUUGCCGGUUUCCUUUCCUUGGAUUUGUUCAGGAUGGUGGCUGAAGAGAAGGCUGAGGAAUUGGCCGUACCUCGGGGAAGCCUGUUUAUGUCAGGGCAAACCUGCUUCAACAUACAGGGUGUGGCCCUAUCAGCCACAGUCCUGACUUUGUGCAAGGAUGCCAAUUGGCACCCAUGGAAGCAAGGAACUUGCCGCUUGUCAGAGUUACCGGUAGAGGAGUGGUUCUCUCUUCUCCGUCGACAGAGUUCGAGCUCGCAGCUCUCCGCAAGGGGAUACUUUGCUGCAGGAGCACGAACAAUGAUGAAACAUGGGAAGCUCUUGAACAAUGAAAAGCCCAUGGAACGGAAGCCUGAAAAGUCACUCACUGAAGAUGAGUUCAGGAAAUGCUGCGAGCGUGCGUUUGAGGGAGCUUUGAAGUUGGUUUCCUUUGCAUCGGAAUUGACGGAGAAAGAGCUCGAAUCCAAAUAUCGGAAGCUUUGCCAACGUGAUCCAGAAAAUGCCUUUGGUUUUGAGGAAAUUUCUCCUGACGAUGCAGAUGAAUUCUUGGAAGGCUGCUUUGUGCAAGAUGACAACCAAGAAGAUCCAGCUUUCAAGCUGCUGGGCUCUCUUCAAAGGGAGUCUGUUCUGGUGGACCCCGAGGAAGAUGCCUCAGUUGUUGACCGUUCUGCCUUUGAUGAUCCGGAGAUUGAUCAAAUGGCAGACGCAGAUGAGAUGAAGGAACUACUUCGUGAGCCGGAAGAAGUUGAUGAGACAGAUCAGAAAACUGAGUUCAUGCCUGGCAAUCUUCUGGAAGCGAUGACCUCUGGCGGAUGCAAAUGGAACUCACUCUUUCGAUAUGCUGUCAAGCUCAGAUCUGCUCCAGGUGGAUGUGAUUGCAGAUGGAUUUCCAAUGCUCGCCACGUACGUCGUGCGAGCUCAAAGUUGAAUUGGCACCAGUACAAUGAAAUGCGCAUAGCAGAAAUGAAUCGAGAAAAAGAGACAGCCGAGUAUCGAAGCCGCACGACGCGUUUGGCAAAGUGGUCCGAGCUGGUGACACGGGCAAAUCAAGACUUGCAAGUCGCCCCUGGGGUGCCAGAGCGCAUCAUGCCUGGAAAUGUGGUUUUGUUCCACUUGCCAGACGGCAACCCAAAUCCUGGAGUGGAAAUGGGUUUGGUGAUCACGGUGUGGCGCGGUGUCAAGCAACCAAAGAUCAACACCAGAGCAACGCCAUGCGCGAGCUGCAUGGCCUUCAGGGUAGUGUCCCUGGAUAUGGAUGGAGAUCAUGUGGUGAUUCUGACUCCUGAAAGUGCGGAAGUCCUGGGCAGGAUACCGGAAAUGAAGCAAUGGAAGGUGGCCCCGACGAUGACUCGGGGAGCAAAAGGACGAUCCCUGAAGAAGGCAAUGGCGCAGAGGGCUCAGAAGGCGCGAAGAGCAUUGACCCAGCCAAACAAGAAGAAGAGGCGCAGAAGAGCCAUGCAGACCUCCAAGAAAAGCGAGAAGAAAAAGAGUGAUCCAGUUCAUUUAGACACAGAGGAGGUGUCUGAAGCAACCUUCCGCCGUACAGUUCAAGGUCGUGAAGCGAUCAGAGCCCAGAUUGUGGAGUUGAAUGAGCUGGAUCGCAAUGCUUUUCCAAAGUCCCCAGCAUUCUCACCACAGGGAAGUUGCAGACUCAAGUUCCAGGGAGCCGAGAAAUUCACCUGGGAUGAUGUCUUGAGAAAUGCAGGCCCAGCCAUUGAACACAUGUAUCGCCACCCUCGUGCUGCAGAGGCAUAUGGCAAGGUUGUUUUCAAACACAUUUCUGCGAUCAAGAAGAAGUUGCAGGCAAAGGAUCCUUUUCGCAAAGGGUGGCUGCGACUGAUCAAGGAUAUCUUGGAUUAUGCUGCAAUUGCCUCGUCCAAUCCAAGCAAAUCCAAAGAUGAGCACCAGACCGAUGACAAGUGA